Molecule: messenger RNA, 2994 nt
Organism: Ruditapes philippinarum (Manila clam)
Lineage: Eukaryota; Metazoa; Mollusca; Bivalvia; Venerida; Veneridae
Product: microfibril-associated glycoprotein 4-like
Exons: 1
Coding region: 125-1057 (310 amino acids)
Source: RefSeq, a predicted model, not a curated record
UUUGCAAUCUCAAGUAAAUCACACCAGAUUGUUAGAAAGUUAGAAACGUAAACUUCGAUUAACAGUUUGAGAUAAUAAAUUCUCCAUAUGCAAUCAACAUUUGUUUGAAGGAAAAUCAAAUAAAAUGUGUAAGCUACUCAUGAUAACUGCUAUUUUGGGAUAUGUUGCUGCCAAAAAUGAAAGCAUCAUAUAUCUACCACUGGUAAAGAUACAAAGUGAUGAAAGUAGUCAUUUUGAUAAAUUUUCUGACACAGAGGAAUUCAUAGAGAAAAUAUUUGCUAACAUUUUAAACCGUCAAAGGUGUACUUGCUAUUCAAACAGGACAGAUGUUGCCACAAAAGCAGACCUAGCGGAGUUAAAGAGAGACAUGAUUGCAGAUUUUUCCGCUCGUUUUUUAGAUAAAAGUACCGGUAAAUCGAAACCCAUUGACUGCGGAGAUAUUUACAAUGAAGGUCACAAAAAAACUGACAUUUACACUAUUUACCCUUCUCGUAACAAGAAGGGGGUCUCAGUGCGUUGCGAUAUGGACACAUCGGGCGGUGGGUGGACUGUUAUACAAAGGAGGGUUUCUAAAAGCGACUUUUAUAAGACAUGGGCUGAAUACGAGACUGGUUUUGGUAAUCUCAGAGAUAACUUCUAUCUUGGGAAUCGCUUUAUACAUGAGAUCACCUGCCAAGACAAAUAUCAACUUCGAGUUGACCUUACCAGCUUUCAAGGAGAAUCGGCAUAUGCAGAGUACAGUCACUUUUCUAUUGGUGAUUCUGAAUCCAGUUACCAGCUGCAUGUUGACGGAUAUUCUGGUACUGCUGGUGACGCUCUUAAGCUUCAAAAUGGUAUGAAGUUUUCUACAAAAGACAGAGACAACGACCAACACGGUUCUAAUUAUAAGUGUGCAGUCGUAUAUCACGGUGCAUGGUGGUACAAACAUUGUCAUCAUUCAAACCUUAAUGGACUGUAUGGUUCUUCCGACUACGGAAAGGGUACAAACUGGUACCAGUGGAAAGGACAUUACACUUCGAUGAAAACCAUGGAAAUGAAAAUCCGUCGGAAGAAAUAGUUUGUUCCUAUAUGUAAUACACUUGUGUAUCUUGGAUGUUUGUAAAGUAUCGGUACAUGUUAAAUGUGAAUCCACUGUCUAUAGAACAUCAAGUGAAGUAUUUAAAUUUUGUUUGGAUAACAAAAGUGCUUACGAAGAAUCUACGUUACAGUAUACAUAGCAUUCCAAUACCGUAAAUAGUUUCAUUAGAUCUGAUAAAUGGUGGUUUAAAAACUAUGUUAAAUUUGUGUUUAUUAUAUUAUUUUGUUUUCUUCAUGCAUAAAAUAAAUUUUCAUACAUUUCAUGAUUAUGAAAGAAGUGUAGGCUUUUGACAUUGUUAACACUAACCAAAUUAUCUUUUUGCAUUAAUUUCUUUUGUCACAUUGUAUAGAAACGUAUAUUUGAUGUCUUUAUUACAUUUUAAUAACAUUUAGUUUGUGGGUUACUUCUAUUGUUUAACGUUAAAGUAUCGUUACUUCUUAAGUUUAAUCAUUUGUGUUAAAUCAAAUGUUGAUAAUAUUAUUUGUGAAUAUAGUGACAUGUUUCAUGUUUAUGAAAGGCACGUAACUAUUAACACUUAUCUAAAGAUGUUUCACAAUUAAGAACUAAUUUUCAUUAAUAAAAUGUAUAUAAUAUUUGUAAUAAUAAACCAUACAGCUAUUUGAAUUAUGUCCAUUAUGCUAUUAAUCAUCACGAAAUUAAAUAAUGUCUUAGUUCUUGCUGAGCGAUGAAAUAAGUAUUGAAAUAUUUAUAUUUUUAAAACUAUUACCUACAAACUUACUAAAGCAAAAUUCGAUUUUGUUUAAAGAAUCACACCUUUCUAGAUUUUUUUCUUUUGGAAUUUGUGAUAACAUUUUUAAAAAUGUUGAGCAAAAUAUUAAUUUUGAAAUUACUAGGUGCAAAUAAUUUCAAUAAUGGGACAAUGUGUCAUAUCAAACAGCCAGACUCCUACUUUUAAUGUGAAUUGUGUAUAGGGUAUAUCAUGUGUGUGUGGUAUAUAACUUUUUCAUCCAUCAAGGGAUUCUAAAAUAACUUGGGACGAAUGUUAACAAUAAUAAGACGCAACACCUAGAUUUCUACCACAAGGUCAAGGUCACGCUUUGGGGUCAAAUCCUAAAAUAGUCUGUUAAAGGGUAUGCUGCCAAGUCAGGCCCAUGCAAAUAAAAUGUCAUUGGUGAAUUGCCCACAUAGCUCGAUUAAUGACUGGACUCGAUAUAUACCCUGUAAUAGACCAUAUACUGUGUUGACCCGUAUUUGUCACAUUUUGUGGCAUUGAAAUAGUUAUAACAAGAAUACACUUUAUAAAAAGUAAAUUUUUUAGCAUUUUCUUUAUAUUUUACACAGUCACGUAUAAAUUUAACUAGUUUUCUUUUAUUAGUUUUCUGUUUGUCUAUCUGUCAAUUGAGCUGAUUAAGCAAACAAUAAGGUUUAAAUUCAUACAUAUUACUAUUAUUAUAUAUCAAUUACACACUAAUCGGAAGCAAUCUUGUGCGCAUUUUGAAUUUAAUACAUUUUUGUACAUUGUAAUUAUCUUAAUUACUAGUAAUGUGUUCUGUAUUUUGUUUUAAAUAAACUUUAAAGAGAAUGGUGACGUAAUGGUAAAUGUGACUGCAUUAUACCAAAGGAAUCAUGGGUUUGAGUCCAACUCGUAUAAACAAAAUUUCUUAUAUGACACUAGUACAACUAAGCCGUCCCAAAAGUUAUUGAUAUAAAGUGCAUGUACUUAAUUCACAACUGACCUUAUAUAAAUAUGUUGAACUUAAUAUGAGAAGAUAUUUUGUAAUUUGUAGUUCUAUUUUCUAUUACACUGUGUGUGUGUUUGCAAACCGUGUGUUAUGCCCAUUUACGAAAUAAAAUUAGGUAGGCGCCACUGAUAAAGUGUCCAUUGAAUAUUUGUAAUAUCUGUAAAAUUAAACAAAGUUUGGUGAAGAUGAAUCAUAAAAAAUAUUAAAUUCAUA